GGAGGUUGCUGGAAGGGGAAGAGGCAAUGGCAUGGAUGGUCACUGGCCCUCAGAGGAGAGUACUGGCCCGUCUCUUGGUCCUGGUUACAUAGUGGGGAAGUCUGCUCUACGUGCAGUCAAUCUGAUACAUCUUGACUUCACUUCAUGUCUUUUGAGGCGCCUCAAAAGAUUGGCUGGCAGAGAGGAAGUCUGCUCUAG
Closterium sp. Naga37s-1 is the source of this 198-nucleotide messenger RNA. NCBI's taxonomy places the organism in Eukaryota, Viridiplantae, Streptophyta, Zygnematophyceae, Desmidiales, Closteriaceae. The record is from the annotation of a GenBank genome assembly.